AAGCGAUACGUUAACCUGUUUUUUAGUAACCACGCCAAUAACUGAUAAUUUAGCCCGCGCUUAUUACCUGAGAUCCCGCCAAAACCAUUAUACAGCAUUCAACCUCGUGUGACUGAAUAUAGAAAAAUUAAUUGUCUGUUAAAAAUUGUGUUAUUUUAAUUUCUUUAAUAAAUUGUGUAUUUAAAAAUGGUUGCAAAGGGCAAGAUGUUCGUUUUAAAACGAAAUGGUCUUAAAGAGGAGGUGCAUUUUGAUAAAAUAACUUCAAGAAUUCAAAAGCUUUGCUAUGGUUUAGACAUGGAUUAUGUGGAUCCACCUGCUAUUACUUUCCGUGUAAUUAAUGGCCUCUACUCUGGAGUAACAACUGUUGAAUUAGACAAUCUUGCAGCCGAGACUGCGGCAACAAUGACGACUAAACAUCCUGAUUAUGCAAUUUUAGCAGCCAGGAUUGCAGUUUCAAAUCUUCAUAAAGAAACUAAAAAGGCUUUCAGCGAGGUCAUAACUGACUUAUAUGAGAGAGUCGAUAAAAAUACCAAAGAAUCAAUGCCUAUGAUUAAUAAAGAAUGCUACGACAUUAUUCAGAAACAUGCAGAAAGAUUGAAUUCAGCUAUAAUCUACGAUCGUGAUUUUAGUUAUAAUUAUUUUGGAUUCAAAACACUGGAGCGAAGUUAUUUACUUAAAAUUAAUGGAAAAGUCGUUGAAAGGCCCCAGCAGAUGUUAAUGAGAGUUGCAGUAGCUAUUCACCGUGAAGAUGUCGACAGAGUGAUCGAGACCUACAAUUAUUUAUCUGAACGAUAUUUCACUCAUGCAUCACCGACACUUUUCUCUGCAUGCACUUUGAGAGAACAAAUGUCAAGUUGUUUCCUUUUGACUAUGUCUGAAGACAGUAUUGAAGGCAUAUACGACACAUUGAAAAGAUGUGCACUUAUAAGUAAAUCUGCCGGUGGAAUUGGCGUCAACGUUCAUUGUAUCAGAGCUAAGGGGACUCGCAUCGCAGGAACGCAAGGAGAAUCUAAUGGUCUUGUUCCUAUGAUUAGAGUUUACAAUAGUACCGCUCGAUACGUUGAUCAAGGGGGCAACAAAAGACCAGGAGCAUUUGCAAUUUAUAUUGAACCUUGGCAUGCUGACGUUUUAGAGUUUCUUGACCUAAAGAAAAAUACUGGAAAAGAGGAAUAUCGUGCAAGAGAAUUAUUUUAUGGGCUUUGGAUUCCGGAUUUAUUUAUGAAACGUGUUAUGGACGACGGAAUUUGGACUCUGAUGUGUCCUCGUGAAUCUCCAGGACUUGCAGAUGUUUGGGGAGAAGAAUUUGACGAUCUCUAUACAAAAUACGAAAUGGAAGGGAAAUUUAAACGGCAAAUUAAAGCGCGUGACCUUUGGACCGCAAUUUUGAUUUCGCAAGUUGAAACCGGAACACCUUACAUGCUCUACAAAGAUCACUGCAAUAGAAAAUCAAAUCAACAAAACAUUGGAACUAUAAAAUGCAGUAACCUCUGCACUGAAAUUAUUCAAUAUUCUAGUCCAGAUGAAGUAGCUGUUUGCAAUUUGGCAUCUAUUGCUGUUAACAUGUUUGUCAAUUCUAAUAGUAGAACUUUUGACUUUAUAAAGCUGAAAGAGAUAACCAAAAUUGUUACUAAAAACUUGGACAAAAUUAUAGACAAUAAUUAUUAUCCUGUACCCGAAGCUGAGAGAUCUAAUUUCAGACACAGGCCAAUCGGCAUUGGAAUACAAGGCUUAGCAGAUGCAUUUUUGUUGAUGCGUUUUCCAUUUGAGAGUGAAGAAGCUCAAAAGUUAAAUAUCCAAAUUUUUGAAACUCUUUAUUACGGAGCUCUGGAGGCUAGUUGCGAAAUCGCUGAAGAAAAAGGUCCCUAUUCUACAUAUGAAGGAAGUCCUAUUAGUAAAGGGAUUUUCCAAUAUGACAUGUGGAAUGUUACACCAAGUAAUCUUUGGGAUUGGCAAGUUUUAAAGGAAAAAGUCGCAAAACAUGGAGUGCGUAAUUCAUUAUUGAUUGCUCCAAUGCCUACAGCUUCAACGGCACAAAUUUUGGGCAACAAUGAAUCAAUUGAACCUUACACAAGCAAUAUAUAUACAAGACGCGUUCUUUCAGGAGAGUUUCAAAUUGUUAACCCUCAUCUUUUGAAAGAUUUAACUGAAAAAAAUCUCUGGGACGAAGAUAUGAAAAAUGAAAUUAUUGCUAACAAUGGAUCGGUUCAGGGUAUUGCCGGAAUUCCAGAGGAUUUAAAAGAAUUGUAUAAAACUGUAUGGGAAAUAAAACAAAAAACAAUUUUAAAAAUGGCUGCAGAUCGAGGUGCUUUUAUUGAUCAAUCACAGUCUUUGAAUGUCCAUAUGUUGAAACCAACGACCGAAACUUUAACUAGUAUGCAUUUCUACGGUUGGAAAAUGGGCUUGAAAACUGGAAUGUAUUAUCUACGCACGAAACCUGCAGCAAAUGCAUUACAAUUCACUGUUGACAAAACAAGAUUACAGAAAUCUAGUGCUAUUGAUAAUACAGUUACUAAUGUGGCUGCUAAGCAACCAGAAACAAAGGUUGAUGAUUAUGAGUCAGUUUUAGCUUGUUCACGUGAAAAUGGUGACGCUUGCAUGUCCUGUGGAGCAUAAUUUAAAAGAUAACUUUUAGUUUUCUACUCCACUUUUUUUGUGCAUUAAAUUAAUAAUUCUUGUAAAUAAACAUUCGAUAAACGUCCUAUUUAAUAAACUCAUUUUCAUAUAUUAA
Molecule: messenger RNA, 2728 nt
Organism: Leptopilina boulardi
Lineage: Eukaryota; Metazoa; Arthropoda; Insecta; Hymenoptera; Figitidae
Gene: RnrL
Product: ribonucleoside-diphosphate reductase large subunit
Exons: 10
Coding region: 187-2613 (808 amino acids)
Biological process (GO): DNA replication; deoxyribonucleotide biosynthetic process
Cellular component (GO): ribonucleoside-diphosphate reductase complex
Molecular function (GO): ribonucleoside-diphosphate reductase activity, thioredoxin disulfide as acceptor; ATP binding
Source: RefSeq, a predicted model, not a curated record